Pogona vitticeps (central bearded dragon) is the source of this 3511-nucleotide messenger RNA. Lineage: Eukaryota; Metazoa; Chordata; Lepidosauria; Squamata; Agamidae. The record is from RefSeq and is a predicted model, not a curated record.
ACUUGGGGGGGGGGUAAAUGGGUGGAGAAGAGGACAUGCUCCAGAGUUCAGCUGCCAAGGGAAGCUCCAGCCAAGCACUGGACAAGCCAGCCACCCUCUUCAUUUCCUCAGGUGACCUCCUGGCCUCCCCAAGGCCCCUCUGGAGCCUCUGUCAGGAUUGCCCCACUCAGGCGCCUUCAACAAACAAACCAACCUCAGAAGUUCCUUUCCCCCAUUUCUUGGAGCCACAGCAGUGCCAAGCAUUGGGGGCUGAUGGGCCCCUAAGGGGACCUUGGGCGAGUCUGUUGGUCUCUUGGCUUCGGGAGUUUCCUUGUGGUAGAAAGGAGAUUCCGUGCUGGACAUACAGCAGGCAGGAUGGUCGGCGUCUGCAACGCCCCCAACAGGUCCCCAGCUGAGAGCUCCAAUCCAGCGUGGGGCUGGGGGUGGUGGUGGUGGUGGGGUGGCCCCUCCCCAUCGCACCUUCACCUGCAGCGAGCUCUCUGGCCUCCCAGUCUCCCUAGACCAGCCUUUGCCACCCAGCCUGCAAAGGGCUCCGCUGGGGUCUCUGCAGGUGAGCUGAUGGGGGAGGUGGGCUUGAGUCAGAGGCAAGAGGGGAGAGAGAGGGAAAGAGAGGGACCACUGGCAAGAAUUCAGGGUUGCUUUGUAGUAUCAGCCGCCCAGCGCAGAAGAGCCGAUAGAUCACCACCGUGUUGCUCUACAGUUUCCGUUGUUCCUGAGCACGUGGUCUGCCUCUGCUGCAGAAUUAGGGCUGGGGUCUUUCUGCCACCAGCUGGAUGUGUGCUGAGAGUCAUCAGGCUCUUUGGGACCAUUCAGAGGAGAGCCUUGCCGGAAUUCUGGGGCCGGUGGGAACAGCUGUGCUUCCACUUCAGGCAGAAGGACAGCCCCGAAGAAAAGGAGAUGGUGCCAGAUAAGCGCCUGCUUAUCAUCUCACCCAAAACCCCAGGAAGGAAGUUGGGGGCCCCAGACGCAGCUCUACCGUGGCUUUGCGUGCCUGGCUCUGGAGCAAGGGCCGAACUGCAACGCCACGCAGUACCUGCAGCAAAUGCCCAGUGGGGACUGGUGUUGUAGCAGAUGCCCGCCAGGCCAGAAGGUCAAAACGCCCUGUGACGGGGAGUCCGACACCGUUUGUCAGCCAUGCGAGACUGAGCACUUCCAGGCCGGCUGGACCAAGGAGAAGCACUGCACGCCACACACCUACUGUGACCCGAAUGCCGGCUUCCUGCUUCACGUCCCGGGGACUGCCACGAGGGACGCCGAGUGCCGGUGCCGUAAUGGCACCCAUUGCUCCAGUCCCGAGUGCCAGGUCUGCCGGCCCAGCAAGCCGUGUGGGCCGGGCGAAGGUGUCCAGAAGGAAGCCAGCCACCUGGAGGACACCGUCUGUGUGGAGUGCCCGGAAGGCUUCUUCUCCAGUGUCGUCUCUGCUACAGCUCCCUGCCAGCCCUGGAGCAGAUGUGUAGACAGAAACCUUGUCCAGAAGGCAAAUGGAACCCGCCAUUCGGAUGUCACCUGUGAAGAGGUCCGGGCCGCCACACGUCCUCCCCCGACAUCUGCCCCCAACAGGGAAGCUGGGCGCACCCAUUUGCUCGCCCUGGUGCUGCUCCCACUUGGCGCGCUGGUGACGAUGGGGGCCGCCUUUGUUAUCCGGCAUCAGAAGUGCAAGGGUGGCCAGAAGGAGCCCCACGACCAGGGCCACCGCCCCAACGGGAGGCAGCAGCCGGCUGAGGUGGCCUUUGACGAUCAGCUGUGCCCGGCCUUACCCAUCCAAGAGACGCUGCGAGGGGAGCAGCACCUCACCCCGGAAGACAGCAAGGAGAGUGGCUUUGCGGCACAGGAGCAAGUCUGAAGCGACGAUGGGCUGCAGGGAGGGCCACCCGUCCCAGGUCUCCUGCCGCCCCCUUCCUGUCCCAUCCCAUGCCCCCCCCUUACUCGUGCAGCUACUACAACUGUUUCUAAGGCUGGAUCUUUUUCUCUCUCCAUUCCCCCCCCCCCUCUGCCAACCUGGGGAUUUCUCUUGCAAAGCUGCCAGAGAAAGAGAGAGUUGCUGUUGCUGUCUCUCUCCUGCAGUACGGCCUCGUACUGUGGUCUGACCCACAUCGAGGGGGAGCUGGGCAGCUGCUAGGGGGGAGGGAGGGCUGUUCUGAUCUGCUCCCUUCUGCCCUAGUCGUGUUGGACCUCCCCGUCAGGCAGCAGGCCUGGAGAGUGGCAAAGGAAUUGCAAGGAAGGCCCCCUUGCACGUGGGCAGGGGGAGGAAGAUUCCCCACCCCUCCACCCCACUUUCUCCCACCCUUUGGGGGCUCUCCUGGAGCAAUCUCUCUCUCUCUCUCUCUUUGCACACGGGGGGGGGCUAUCUCUUCUCCUAUCAAGCCUCCCACCACCACCACCACCACCAUUAUUGCAUGGCCCAGAGUCCUACCCAGCUUGGCCUUGAUGUACUGGCCUUUUUUCCUGCAGCCCAGAACACAUGCCAGACUGGCAGGAUCUGAGAGCCGUUAAAGUGUGCACACAGGGAGGGCUUGGCCAGGGCAAAAAGUAGGAAGCCUUCCAAGUGGGAAGGGACGUGUGUGUGUGUGUGGGGGGGGGAUGUCUCUGUCAUUCAUGCCUCAUCCCCGGCUGUGGAUGGGCCGGGAGGGAGGACGUGCGUCUCUAGGUGAGGAUGAGCCGAAGUCUGCCUUGCACUGCAGCAGGGGGCUGGCUCAUCCGUCCUGGGGCUGGUCCCCCUCUGGCUCACAGCCCUGCCAGGUUUCUGGUCACGGGGCAGUCGGGGCUCCGGGACCAUCAGGCCAGGAGGUCCGAGAGCAAGAGGGAGGGUGCCUUAGGCCAUCAAGCCAAAGGCCAGUCUAGUACGGCCCCCAACAGUGUCCAAAAUGAUGCCCUCGGAGGCCCACAAGUAGGGUAGCAGGGGGACUGAGGGGUAGGGCUCCGUAUCCCCCUCCCACGAGUGAGGCCCAGAGGAUCUCGCCCUAAACCUAACCCGUGAGAGGCCACAGGACCCAGAGCCGCCACUUCUCCAUCCUGAGCCCAAGGAAAACCAGCCCAAUGUUUUUGCCUGUGGAUCCUGCCCGUACCUCAGCAAAAGAGGAGUCCGUGUGCCUGUUGAGCCCAGGGGGCAAAGACUGGCUCUCGGGAGGAGCUUCUGGCAGGGUCUUGGAGCCUUUUUAAGAGAGGGGAGCUGAAAUUCCACGGUUCCUCUGCUGCCAAGAGGCUUCGGGUCGCAGCCUCACAGAUCUCAGUUCUUCCGGACAUGUACCGCCCGUUUUUGGACCCUUGUGUACAAUUUUUCUGUGCUGUCCAUGAAAGGUGCUACGUGUGACGGAGUGGAAUUUUCUCCACGAAAGCUUGCAAUAUGUUUGGUUUUCUAGUGGUCCGAUAAAAAGUAUCACCCUUACAUUUGUGUAAUCUUGGGGGCCAUGCAGCCUUUUCCAUGUUCUUUCUGGCAGUGCCUGGUUAUUUAUCCAUGCCUCUGUGUCUUUUGUGUUGUGUAUUAAAUAAAUUAUUUUUGUACUUUGGUGAA